Paramecium pentaurelia is the source of this 1520-nucleotide messenger RNA. NCBI's taxonomy places the organism in Eukaryota, Ciliophora, Oligohymenophorea, Peniculida, Parameciidae. The record is from the annotation of a GenBank genome assembly.
AUGUUCAAAGUAAAAAUAAUAAUAAAAUUUAGAUAAUAGAAAUUGAUAGUUUUAAAACUGCUACAUUAUUAUUGACUUUAGCAUUCUUUUAUGAUAUAUUUUGGGUAUUUAUAAGUCCUUAUUUUUUUGGAACAUCUGUUAUGGCAUAAGUUGCUACAUCAAUAGAUUUACCAAUGAAAUUUAUAUGUCCACCUUUAAUGAAAUCAUAUAAUUCUCCUUUAAUGAGAUGUUCUAUACUUGGUUUAGGUGAUAUUCUAUUACCAGGAAUAGUUGUUAAAUACAUUCUAAAAUUUGAAAAUAUUAUAAAUAAAGGAUAUUGUAUGUAUAUUACAUCAAUAAUUGGAUAUUGUAUUGGAUUAUUAGUUUGUAUGCUUUCUUUGGUGAUAUAUUAAUAAGCAUAACCAGCCCUAUUAUAUUUAGUUCCUAUAAUAUUAAUACCUGUUUUGAUAAUGAGUGUCAUAAGAAAAUAAUUUUAUUCUUUAUGGAAGGGAUAGAUAUUUAAAUCAUAGAAAUCAGCUGGAGUUUAUGAGUUGCAAUAGAGUGAAUAAGUUUGAUAUAUAUAUAUUUAUUAUAAAUUAUAUGAAUAAUAUAUGAAAUAUUUAUUAUUUGAUAACAAUUGAAUGAUUAAUUAGGAAAUAAUUAGGAAUGUUAAUGGAAAUAAAGAAAAAAAUGAUUUAUUCUAAAAUUGUAUAAUAAUCUUAUAUACUAAGAUAUAACUAAAAAGGAUCGAGAAUAAGUGAGUGGAAUAUUAUAGCCAUAGCUUAGAACAUUAAAUUUUGAUGAACUUACUAAUGUACAAAUAUUUAAAUUAAAUCUAGGGAACUUUAGAUGAUCACAUGAGUUGUUAAACCUUUUUAAAUUUCUUACCAAACUAAGACUAUAGAGAUAGUGAUGAUCAUAUGUGCGGAUAUAAAAAGAAAUAUAUUAUAGAUUAAUUAAAGAAUGCAUUUAUUUAAGGUUAAGGUAAUAAUAUAAAUAGAUAAAUAGGAAUUAAUGUAUCAUUAUUGAAAGCAUUAUAAAAAAGAACUGAUUCAUGUGAAAAAAAAAGCGAUUUAUAUACAUUAAUAGAUGAUGAAAAUAUUUCAAAUAAAGGAAUUGAACAAAUGAAAACAAUGAUGGAGAAAUAUUCUGAAAGGUAAUUCAAAAUAUAGAGAUACAAAAAUAAAAGAAGGAAUUGGGAUAGAAAAAUCUCUUAUUAAGCUAGAUCUUAAGUUGCUGAAUAACGUUUAAGAAUUAAAGGAAGAUUUAUAAGUAAAUCAGAUUAAUAAUCCAUUAAAAAAUUAAUUAAUCAUAAAAAAUAAGAAGAAUUUUACGAUUAAAAGCAUAAUCUCAAUAUUUCAAAAUUUUAAUAACAUACAAAAUUAUUUUAAUAUAGUUCAGACCCUAAUAAAAUACCUAAAAAGUAAAUUCUUAUUGAUAUAAGAGAUGAAUACAAAUUUCAAUAAUAAUAAAUAAAGAUACUCAAAUAAAUUCAUAACAAAACUUAGAUUUUUUAGAUUGUCUAGUAAAAUAAAUCUUGA